Molecule: messenger RNA, 2734 nt
Organism: Lingula anatina
Lineage: Eukaryota; Metazoa; Brachiopoda; Lingulata; Lingulida; Lingulidae
Product: DNA-directed RNA polymerase III subunit RPC9
Biological process (GO): transcription initiation at RNA polymerase III promoter
Cellular component (GO): RNA polymerase III complex
Molecular function (GO): nucleotide binding
Source: RefSeq, a predicted model, not a curated record
CUUUGAUAGUACGCGCAAAGCAGAUGCGCAAACAAACUGCAGCUUUGUAUGGGUAAAAAACUUGCCUUUUUCGUGAUAUUGCGAUGAUUAUUGUAAGCAAACAAGCCGUCACGUGGAUAGAAACAAUCAUCUUGGCAGUAAUUGUGAUCACAUCUUGGGUUUAUGUCAUUGCUGCAGGCAGGUUUGCAUCUCUGAAGUUUAUACCUGCAUCACAGUGAGAAUUACCAGAGAGAAAGAAGCCUUGAAAGACAAGUGAUUUAUGUGAGAUCUCCAGAAAUUUUUUAAUUCACCAAUCAUUUAAAAAUUAACAGAGACUUAGCAGUUCGCUAUCACUUGUGAAGUAAUGAAAUGCCCUGUUGGCCCUUCAAGAAGGUUCCAAUGGAUGCAAGAUGGAGGUGAUAGAUGAGAAUGCUUCUAUGCUAAGCAACUUUGAGAUUUACACUCUGUUAAAAGAUAUUCAGCAAGGACAACACGGGCAGAAAAAACCAAGCAAACAGCAGCAGCAGCUUUCCACCAUUUCCUAUGAAACAAUCAAAUACUUAGAGAAAACACCCUGCAAGCAUCAAAGCUCAGAAAUUAUUGCUGACUUUAUCAAGGCAUUGGAGCCCUUCAAGCUGAGUAAAGCUGAAAAGAUACAGCUGCUAAACCAAAGACCCUCCACUGCUGUAGAAAUCCAGUUACUGAUCGAGGAAAGUGAAGAGAGACUGACAGAAGAACAGAUUGAACAGCUUUUGGAUUUGAUUCUCAAUACACUCCCAGGAGACGAGACAGCUGAAGAUUGUAGCGGGAACGAACCAAUGGAAGAGCAGUCUUGAUGACCACAGAGAUUAGUUAAAAAGGACACAAAGUAAAUAAUACAGAGACCUGUGAAGUAGUCUGACUGAUUCUGUUAGGAGAGACUGAGUUGAGACAACAACAAUCAUUAUUGCGUUGAGUAAUAAUACUCCCAGACCAUAGCAUAGACCACUGAUCUCAAGUGAAGACAGUCAUUAUUGAAGCUAAGGAUAAUUCCCACUUUUUGAUAUCCAGCUAACUUUAUCAGGUGAUCCAAGCACACAUUCCACGGUGUAAACUGUGCACAAACCUCUAGACUUUUCAUUACAUUGUAUAGCCACAGCCAGCAUAAUGUUGGAGUUGGACCUAGAGUCCCAGCUUGUGUACUAUGUCAUUGUGAUCCCUAUUACUGUCAUCAUUGUGGCCUUGUAUUCCUACAUGGCCUGGUUUGGCAGGCAAAUGUAUGCUAGUAAUGGGUAGUGGACAGGCCAAGGAAAUAGGACAAGGGUUAAGUAAGGCAAAGUCAAUUGAUGUGAAGAUAACAUCUCGCAAGUCAUUUGGUGUGGGUUUCACGAAAAAACUUCUAUUAAGAUAAAUUGGUCUAAGUUUUUAAACCAGAAAUCUAGUCUAGUUGAAGAUAAAUCCAGAGCAAUCCACUUAAAUAGUUUUUGUGUGAAACAUUGUCCCUCUUGUUUUGAAAUUGGGUGCAGUAUUUCAUAUUACUACUGAUUUUUCUUGGGUCACGGUGGUUUAAAUUUUGGUUUCAAGAGUUUGGAACAAUUUUCGGGCUCAAGUAAUUUUGUGGAAUGCCCUUGAUUUAUAGUCAUUGUAAGUUGAAUCUUUUUAUCUUUGAAAAAUUUUAAGAUGGUGGUUUUUGAGUGAAUCUUGUAUUCAGUACAAUGAAGAGCGUUGUGUCCUGUCCAAUGAGUCCUAAUCAUCUUUUACCUUUUUAUAUAUGCACUGAAUAGUAAUAAGUAUGAAAUAAGUUUUCAAAGAAGAAAACCUAUUCUUUACUUUAUUCUAGUGAGACAUGUUGCCCAGGUUAAUGCAUUUCAGUUUGCAAGAAAAAGAAGUUCAAGAUACGUUACACCAGCACCAAAGCACAAAAGUCUAACAGUACUGCAUCUCGUGAAAAAAAGACAUUAAAUGAUGUUACCACAUUAAUAACAACACCUGCCAGAUCGACCGACUAAAGGUGCUUUUUUUUCUUUUGGUAAACUAUGGAAGAUAGCCAGGAAUGAGUCAUUGUAAGACAUAGUAGUUCCACCUGAACAUGUUUAAUGUAUUUUUGCCUAUGGCUUGUAGAGAGUUCGUCACCAACCACUCGCUCGCUACUAUGUAUCAUUCUACACAUGUCUCUAUAGUUAGACGUUAUUACUUCAAAUCCAGAUUUUCUUUUUGUUAAUAUAUGAUAUUUAUCUAUUUACUUUUGAUGGUUAGAUGGCCCUAUAAGAUGGCCUAACGUGCCUGGUGCUUUUGUGUACAUUCAUGUCGAAAAGAUUAUGGUUUGUAAGUGAUGGUAUUGGUUUUUUGUGUUUAUAAAGAGCCACAGGUAGACAUUUUUGAAAUUUUUAAUUCACCUUGCAAGAUCUAAUUUAAAACGUUGCAUUCACUAUUUAUAGUACUAGCAUUUCAUUCGUUUUCUUAUUCAAAUAUUCUGCAAUACGGGCCUUUGAUCAGCAGAUUCAGAGAUCGAAUUCUACAUGGUGUCAUGGUCAGCAACCUCGGACAUUUGGUAUUGAACCAGAUGUUAAUGGGAAAAGGAAUAUUUCAUUGUUUGAGGACGUGUUGGUCACAGGUCCCCAACGUACUACAAGCAGUCAAAACAUUUUUAUGUUCCUCCUUUUUUGUUUACUUCACUAUGUGAUAUGAUUUAGUUACAAGUUAUAACUGGGCACCUUUGUUGUGGUAUUAUUAUCACAAAAUCUUAAUUAUGUAAAUAAAAUAUCAGAAAAUAUGG